Molecule: messenger RNA, 2153 nt
Organism: Paramecium sonneborni
Lineage: Eukaryota; Ciliophora; Oligohymenophorea; Peniculida; Parameciidae
Source: the annotation of a GenBank genome assembly
AUGUAAAUUGGAAAAUUUUAAUUAAAUCAUUUGGUUGAAAAAAAUAAUGAAUGUAUAUUUAAGAGAGGCAGCUGAUAAGAGAACAAAUUCAUCACAAUACAAUUGAAUCGUGUGAUGAAUUAAAAUAUAUUGUAGUAACCAUUACUGAAGGUUGAUUUGUAACACAAAAAUUUCUAAGAAGAACUUAAUAUGUUAUUUAAGAACUCUAGAAAGCCAACACUAAUACCUAAAGAUUUCCAUUCAAGAUACCUGAAUCUGAGGGAUUCGAUUCAGAGUUAAUUGAAUUUCCAUCAAUAAUUGAAAUAAAUCAGACAUACACAACUAAUAUUUUAUAAUAGAACAUAUUUGCAGAUUUAUACACUUUAUAAUUAUUACUAUUAAGAAUACUAAGAAAGAAGAAUAAAAGAUAGAGAUUUCGCAUUAAUUAGAAUUUUCAGAAGCGAACAUAAAUUGACAUUAAUAGACUUUGGCUUUACAUAUUUAUAAAAAUAAUUACCUAAAAAACCUUGGUAAGUCAAAUUAGGUGAACUCUUCAGUCGUUUAUCACAAUCAGAAGCUAAAUAAAUGGACAGAAUGUGAUUAAUACUUUGUUGGCUGGUAAAAUAAAAUGGGAAGAAGUCAGAGAUUUUAUUUCCAUAUAUUUUGAUUUGAAUGAAAUAGAUUAAUCCUGGUUAGAAAAUUAUAGUGACAGAAAUAGUAAAAUAACAAGAUCAAAUUCAAUUUAUGCAAAAUAGUAAACAUAGACAUUAAGUAUGAUUCCAUAAGAAAUUAUUACUUUGAAUUAAAAUUCCGUUAGAAAAGCAUCUCUUUAUGAAAAUAGUCAUAAAUAAAAUUCUAGAAAUUCUACUUUAAUGUAAACUAGAAUUAUAUCUUUUGGCAAUUAAUAAAUAGAGCAUUUCUAAAAAUUAGAUAAUCUUUAAGUCCUGGAUUUAGUACAACAAAUAGAUAUUGUAGAUUGUUUUAAAUUGAUUAGAUUUGUAUCAAGAAAAGCUUAGUACUUGAGCAAUUAUGAAAAAUAAAGGAUUACUAAACCUCUAGAAAAUUAGUUUGAAUAAAAAAACGAAUCCAGUCCUAGAAAAGAUUCUUAAAAUUAAUUAAAAUAGUAUAAUAAUUGAUAGGAGAUCGAUAUUAACCAAUGAAAGAAUAAUAGAAAUAAAUAUAAAGAAAAUUAACAUCAAUAACAACAAAUUAAUCCUAAUACGAAUAAUCUUCUUAUGCGCCAACCUUAAUUUAAAGAGGUCAAUCUUUAAAUGAAUAAUAAGAUUAUUAAGUAAAUUAAAAAAAUCAAGAUUUACGACUUAAAUCAAGUAAAAUUCAAGAUUAAAAAUAAGAAUAUAAAAGUCUUCGUAGAGCCUCUACCAGAGAAUUAUAAUAACCUAAAUAAAUUCAAAAGAAAUCAAUAUGAGAAUAGUCAGCCAAUAGAACCAUAAAUUACUCUGAUACUUAAUCUUUGUUUGAUAAUUUGGGGGUUGAGUAAAUUAGAAAACCUUAAUCAAGAAGAAAUUUCUCCAGAAAAAAUAGCAAUAAUAGCAUUGAAAAUAUAGAGGUAAGAAAAGGUGGUGAAUUUAUUCAAUAUAGAUUAAAUAAUAAUAAUAAUUUACAAAAUAAUCGGUAUUUAUUUAAAACACCAAGGGAUUCAAGGUAAAUGCAAUAUUCUUUCUAAAAUUCACCAAUUGAGAAUCCAUAUUAAAAAAAAUAAAAUCCAACAAUUAUUUAAUAUCAAAUAGAAUUGACAGAUAAAAAUGAAAUUCCUUCAUUUUGUUAAGAUAAAUAAUCAAUGAAAAAUCACAAAGACGUCUCACAAUAAUAAUGGAAAACUAUAAAUGAAGAUUAAAUAAUUAAUUAAGAUUAACGAGCCGUUGUUGAAUCUGUUGAUGAAUAUUAUAAAUAAACGAGAAUAAAUAAAUAAAAUUUAUUCAGAUUGCCUCUAACUUCAAAAACUGAUAAAAUAGCAAAAGAGUAAGGUAAAAUUGAAUUGUAGCAAAAUAAUUAUUUAAAAGAUAACUAUCAAAAACAAUUUAAAGAUAAUAAUUCAAAAGAGAGUGAAAUGCAAAUAUAUUAUAAAAAAUUGAAGAUACUCCGAAAUCAACAAAAGAGUCGAUCUAUAAGUAGUUCAUCAAAACAUUAAAGAAAUAAAGGUAAAAUUAAAUGAA